AUCGGGACGCGGCCAUGGCGGAGGGCGGGCAGGGCCCAGAGCAUGAAGAGGAACAGCCUCAAAUUUCAGAUGUUCCUCAAUCAAAAGAAGAUCCCAAAUCAAAAGAAGAAUCAGUGCCUUUGGAAGCGGAAAUUCCUGUGGAACAACUUUUUUCUGCCCCUACACUCCAAUAUCUGCCCCCUGUACUUGGGGAAACUCCCUCUGGAGACCCCCCUGAUCCAAAAAAAUGUUCUCCUCGAGAAUUCUUGGAGUUUUACAUCUUCCCAGUGCUCCUCCCAGGACUGGCUGCACUUCUGCAUGAAGUAGAGAAGGAGAACUAUUUGGAGGAAAAAAGAACCAAAUUUAUUCCCACUGAUUUCCUAACUGAGUGGUUAUACAACAAUAAUCCAAAGAGGAAAGAUGAGUCAUUCACAGAAUUGUUUUCCAUUCCUUUUGUGAAGGACUGGCUAAAGGACCAUCCUAGACCACCAGUUCCUCUAUCUCUGCUUCUAUCAAAAGAAGAAGCAAGCAUUCUAAUCCAGUCCUUCUGGAGAGGUUAUCGGGUUCGUUGUGACAGUGAAAUACAAGAGCUCCGUAAGUGGCAAAAGAAGCUGAGAGAGGAGAGGUACAUUCGUGAUGUGGUGAGAAAAUUCUGGGCUAAACAGGAAGCCAAAGUGGGAAGCAAAUCAGAAGAGCUGGACUAACGUACACAAAAUCCUUCAUCAUCUCAAUUUUAGUUUACUCACUAAAAUUGCAAAGCACAGAGUUCAUGGACUUUGUGAUACUGAUUUAGAAACCCUUUUAGCAUUAAAGUUUUACAUGUGGGGUAUUGUAAAUCAAAGGCAGGUUAUGUAAGGAACCAGCAUGCCAAGACAAAAUUCAGUCUUGGUCUAAGUGAGCACAAUUCUGUUAAAACAGAUGGAAUGGUGCACAUCUAGCCAAAAAUGUUGAAUCUGUAUUUAUCUUGUGUUCUUGAAUGCUCACUUAAACCCUUUUCUCACAGAAACAAAACUCUGGAUGAAAUUAAAUGGGGUUCUAUCCACAUGUAGGCAAGUGGUAAAUCUUCAUUUAUCAUAAACUGGACUUCUGUGACUCCUGCAGAGCUAUGACAAUUUACACAAAUCCAGGCUCUGUUCAGAAUGGUCUAAUUUGCAGAAAUGCUGUGCCCCUGCAAUUCCAAUGGAAGGCAAUGAGAGCUGGGGUUGCUCUGCAUUUCUGCAGGGGAGAAAAGUCAAAGGCCCUUUUGUUACCACUUAGCACAUGUGCUGGGAAAGUGUAGAAUUAAGAUCCCAGUGUCAGCAUUUCCAGCAAUCUUAUGCAGGCUACUUACUUUUAUCAGGUCCAAGCACAGUAAAAAUCAGAUUGGGCCCCUUGCUAAGGAAUCCUGAUUAUUUUUUUUAACUUAGCCCUGUCAAGCACAGUCCUGUUUAUGCCUUCAUAAUUUCACAAUUAGAGAAGAUAGUAGCAGAACUACAAAUAAUUCCAUGCAAGUCAAAGGUGUAGUUGUUUUGACUGAACACCUAAUAAAACAAAGGUGGUCUCCAGCAUUUGCUGUGGGUCCACAUGGAUUUCUUCCUUCACUUGCACAGACUUUGUCUUCACUCUUACACCAGUACCCACCCCUUGGGCUUGCUCCUGGUUGGUGAUGAUGGUUCUUACCCCAGAUCUGGAAAAUCAAACCAUUUGAAGAAAAACUCUCAUUCUGCACUCUUCAAACCCAGCUGAAUUCUUCUGUCCUCUCCUUUUCACAAGCAAUUGAACCAGAACAGGAAACUGCUGAGCCAACAGGGGGAAAAAGCAUCUCUUUUGUGUUAAGAGUUUGGCUGCUGAGCUCCUUGACUCGCUCACCCUGGGUUUGAUAGGUGCCAGAGCCAAGGGUAAGUGUGGGAAUGUGGCCAGAGGUGGAGGAAUGUGCUUUAGGAGCUCUUUCCUUCAGUUUAACAUUAAGGAACUGCACCAAGGAGCAAUUCUGUCUGUAGCACUGCUCACUGCAAUGGAAAAAAAAUCUGUGUGGAUUUUAAAACCAAGAGGACACAACCAUUGUAAGUAAAUAGUAAAGCCUUUAUUCUCGUUAAGAACAGCAUUUUGAAAAUAAAACAUUUGCCCAUGCUUUACAACCUUUGUAGUUUUGUAUACUUAUGUACAGUCAUCAUGGUACACAUUGAUUGUCUUGAAAACCCUUGAAAGAUGUACUUAAUAAGAUACCAGUAUGCAACAAUCAGCAGGAAAAAGGGUACGUUAUAAAACACACGUUAAUACAUUUAAUAAAUAUAUAUUAUCUAUCAAAAAUGAGCUUUAGCUCUCAUCAAUUAAUAAAAAGCACCUGCUUUGUAAUCCUGUAAAUUGAUAGAAUAAUCCAAUUGUUUUGUUAUAAAAGCUACAAUGCUCCCUUUUGUAUGGCCUUUGGUUAGACCCAAGGCAUCAAGCUCAGACAGAGCCAAGCAAGAUGCCUGUGUUUAGAAUAAAAGCAGAAACAGCUCAUUCUAAAGUAUUUCAUGUACCUUGUUUAUAGAAGCAGCUGGAUGUAUUGAGAGUGUUCUUCUGAAGAUGCUACAUAUUUUCUGGCAAGUGUCAAAAUCAAACACCCUCAACCCAUCUGAAAGCUGGACAGGAUCUGUAGGACUUUGAACUCUUUUCCUGCCAUUGAUCAAAGCUGGUCAUUUUACAUCUUGUUUUGCUAAUAGAUGCUUUUGUCAGAUGCUUUUUGAUUUCAUUUUUCUGCAUGGAAACACCAUGAGCACGUAACCAUCAAGGGACAACAUAGUAGCUUUUAUAGUAUAAAAGCUAAUUAUAAUCAGGAGAACUGCGAAAGGCUUGUGCUUAGUUACUUAUUCAUGUUGUUCACAGAUGCUCUACAUUCUAGAAAACUUCCAAAAAAGGCAAAAGUAAAUACUGUAACAAAAAUAUAAGUUAACAUAAAGGUGCCUUUCUUCAAUUACAGUUUUAUUUUGGGGCAUUUUACAUCACAGACUAGUGACUUACAAAAAAAAGUUUCUCAUCACUAAUUGUAAAAAGUUGGAAAAUAAUGACCCUCCUAAAUCUAUUGCCACACAUUCACCACCACACAUGAAACCCAAUCCUGCUAAUUUUUAAUUCAGUGAAUGUCCACAUGACUAACGCAGUGAGACUCGUCAUGUGAAUUGCAGUUUGUAAGAUCUGGCCAUAUCUUUGCAUAAGCCCUGAAAUCCCAAACAACUUCAUCAGAAGCAGGAUUGGGAACUCUAUUUAUCAAUUCAGUCAUAUCUAGAAAAAGAAAAAGAAAGUUUCUUAAGAUAACUAUGUCUUGUAUAGUUUUUGUCAAAGGUCUGUAAAAUGUAUAUUAUAAUUCAUAAGUCUUGGUUGUAGCAUGAUAAACUCUUUAAAAGAAACCUGUCCUACCAUUUAUGCCAUGGUCAUCUUAU
Messenger RNA from Melospiza georgiana, 3380 nucleotides. It is a transcript of the gene IQCK, whose product is annotated as IQ motif containing K. The record is from RefSeq and is a predicted model, not a curated record. Gene Ontology annotation, molecular function: protein binding. Lineage: Eukaryota; Metazoa; Chordata; Aves; Passeriformes; Passerellidae. The transcript has 9 exons. The coding region runs from base 15 to 683 and encodes 222 amino acids.